This is a messenger RNA of Pteronotus mesoamericanus, 2975 nucleotides long. RefSeq names its product schlafen family member 5 (gene SLFN5). The transcript is spliced from 4 exons. The record is from RefSeq and is a predicted model, not a curated record. NCBI's taxonomy places the organism in Eukaryota, Metazoa, Chordata, Mammalia, Chiroptera, Mormoopidae. Bases 36 to 2717 code for a protein of 893 amino acids.
UAUUUCAGGGCAAGACUAGGAAUAGUGCUGAGAAAAUGAAUCUCAAGGUUGAUUUGGAAACAAACUUUGCUGACUAUGUUGUAAAUGUAGGAAAAGUCAUCCUUGGGAAUAAGAAAAGGAAUGAGGUGGACCCUUGCCUGCGGAAGACACAGGAUGACAUCAUCUCGCGUGCAGUAUGUGCUCUGCUGAAUUCUGGUGGAGGCGUGGUCCAGAUUGAGAUUGAGAAUAAAAACUACAACUAUGCAAGAGACGGAGUAGGACUGAACGAGCAUCCGGUUUUCCGGGGUUAUUUAGAUGAGAUGCAAAAGGAAGACAACUUUUUUAUUUUUGUGAAAUCAUGGGACGCCAAGUCCUCUGGUGUACGGCUCGCUACUUUGUGCUCGAAUUUGUACCACAGGCAUAGAGCCUUCACUGAUGUCAUGUCCCCUCAGGACGCACUGGCAUUCCUCAGAAGGAAGAGUCAGCCUCUUAUGAAUACGAAUAUUCACAAUUCCCUCUUGUUAAGUCCACAGAAUGUUGAGGACGGUGUACAAAGUGAAAGUAGCAUAAAGGCCUCAGCUGCUGCUUUAUUUGACAGAACUCACCUUCAGUACCUGGAAAAGCUCAACUUUACAAAGUCCACCCAUGUUGAACUUAAAAUGUUCUCAGCAGAAGUAUCAAAAUGCUUCAGUGAGAGUCUCCCCAGUUGUGUGUCUGCCUUUGCAAACACUGAAGGAGGAUACAUAUUUUGGGGGGUGCAUGAUGAGACCCUUCAAGUCAUCGGAUGUGAAAAAGGGAAAAUACAACGUGGCACCCUGAGUGACUCCAUUAGUAGCUGUAUUAGGAAGUUGCCUGUCCAUCAUUUCUGUACCCAGAAGCGUGGGAUAAAAUAUGCCAUCAAAUUCAUUGAAGUACACAAGCAGAGAGCCCUCCACGGAUAUGUCUGUGCGGUCAAGGUGGAACGCUUCUGCUGUGCGGUGUUUGCCAAAGAGCCCAGUUCCUGGCAGGUGAAGGACAGCUAUGUGAGACAGCUGGCCACAAAGGAAUGGGUGGCUUGGAUGACAGAAACCGACCCAGAUCUUUCCAGAUUUUCUGAGAUGCUCCUUGAGCUGAGUUUGUCGUCCACAACACCCCGCAGCAGGAGCGUGUGCACUCAUAAGAAUUUGGAAUGUCUGGAAGAGCAGCAAAAACGGUAUUUCCCAGUAUCAUCAGACAGCGUAAUGUAUAGACCACAGAGCCUCUACAAGGAACUGUUCUCACAACAUAAAGGACUCAGAUUCUUAAUAAAUAAGCAAAUGCGCCUAGUCUCUCAAGGAGUAUUGAUUUUCUCUCAAAGCUGGGCUGUGGAUGUGGGUCUGUCAGAGCAUCAGGGUGUCAUCUGCGACGCUCUUCUACUUUCCAAGGACAAACGUCCAACCCUCUACACCAUCUUCAGGGAGCAUGGCAUGGCCUGGAAGGACUAUUGUAUGAAAGUUGCCUGUGCCUUAAAGCUGAAGCUGGUGAACACAGGUGGCUACACCGGAAAACUGUGCAUCGUUCCCUUUGCCUUCCUCCUGGAUCCUGAUGGAACAUCAAGGAACCUUUGUAUUUCAGAGUUGCAAGAAUACCCUGAGUCCUAUACGCUGACGACCACGCAGCAGAUGGAAGCUCUGUUACAGUCCUUAGUGAUAGUUUUGCGUGGGUUCAGAUCUUUCUUAAGCGAAGAGCUGGGCUCUGAGGUUUUGAACCUGCUCACAGAUAAACAGUAUGAGUUGCUUUCGAAGAACUUUCACAAGACCAGAGAGCUGUUCGUGCAUGGCUUACCAGGAUCAGGGAAGACCAUCCUGGCUCUUAAGGUCAUGGAAAAGAUCAGGAAUGUGUUUCUCUGUCAACCAGGGGACAUUCUUUACAUCUGUGAGAACAAGCCUCUGCAGGAUUUCGUGAGCCACAAGAACAUCUGCCAGGCAGUGACCCGAAAAACCUUCAUGAAAACAAACUCAAAUUUUGAAAAGAUUAGACACAUCAUCAUCGAUGAAGCUCAGAAUUUCCGCCUGGAAGACGGGGACUGGUAUACCAAGGCAAAAACCAUCAUGCAGAGAGACGAGGAUUGCCCUGGAAUUCUCUGGAUCUUUCUGGACUACUUUCAGACUAGCCAUCUGGAGUUCAGUGGCCUCCCCCGUCUCAAAGACCAGUACCCAAGAGAAGAGCUCACCAGAGUGGUCCGCAAUGCAGACCCAAUAGCCAAGUAUCUACAGGAAAUAGUGGGCAAGGUCAGAGAAAAUCCGCCACCUAACAUCCCCGCUAGAUCCCUGAAGAUGCUCCGUGAAGUUGAAUGGGCUCAGGGUGUUCCAGGCAACUUGGAGAUUACGGAGUACUCGGACUUGGAGCAGAUAGUGGUUUAUAUAAAAAACAAAUGCCAAUUUCUCUUGAAGAAUGGUUAUUCCCACAAGGACAUUGCUGUGCUUUGCAGCAAAGCAAGCGAUGUGCACAAAUAUAAACCUAAGCUUCAAAGAGCAAUGAGGAAGAGAGAGAGUUCUGAGCUCAGUGAGGAAUCUUAUCUGUUCAUACGAUUCGAAAAGGCAUCAAAUGUCACGGGCGAUCACAUCGUGUUUGACAGUGUCCGUCGAUUUUCAGGCCUGGAAAGAAACAUCGUGUUUGGGAUCGAUCCAAGUUUUGAGCCAGCUCUUUUCCACAACCUUCUGCUCUGUCUGGCUUCCCGGGCGAGGAAACACCUGUAUAUUCUGAAGAUUUCUAACUGACGGCAAGAUCCUAAUCUAAGAGACAAUUAAGUCACCCUCAUCUCCAGUUCACUGUGAAACUAUUUGAUCUAAACAUUUAAUCGCCAAAUAUUUAAUGACCUACUCACUGUGUGCCGUAUACUCUUCCAGGUGCUGGGGGUUGGGGAUAGGUUAGCAGAUCAGACAGAUAAGAUUCCUUCUUUUGGACAGAGGCACAUUCACAGAGAGCAAACCAAUACAAGUACAAGAAAUUUCCAGUAGUAAUAGGGACACCAGAGU